AUGGCUAACCAAGAACUCGUCGGCCCCAAAAGUCUCAAUUGCCUCUUUCUUCUUGCUCAACGACGUGCUUAUGACCGUCACUUUACUCCCCAACGCCUUUGCAAACUUCACCGUCAAAUGCCCGAUUCCGCCAAGCCCGACUACGCCAACACUUGCUCCGGGCCGGUCAAGCCCGAACCUCUUCAACGGGCUGUAGGUCGUGAUUCCGGCACAGAGGAGCGGAGCACCAGCGUCGAGCGGCAGGCCCUCCGGCCAGUGGAUGGCGAAAUUCUCGUCAACCACCAUGAGCUCUCCUCGUUUUUCGCGCACUCACCGCACGUGCGGCACGAACCCACGAGACAACCGACCCCGACAUUGUCACCGACUUUGACUUUUUUGACCUUGGGCCCGACUUCG
This is a messenger RNA of Striga asiatica, 396 nucleotides long. The record is from the annotation of a GenBank genome assembly. NCBI's taxonomy places the organism in Eukaryota, Viridiplantae, Streptophyta, Magnoliopsida, Lamiales, Orobanchaceae.